GCAAAGCAAGGAAGUGAUGGGAACAGCAUUUGUGAUGAAGGCUACAUGGCAAGAAGUGAUGACAAACCUAGCACAAGCAGUCACAGCAGAGAUUUCAAUGCAAGAAGUGAAGACAUCCCUGCCAUGAGUGUUAAUGAUGAAGAUUAUUCUUCAUAUUUAACUCUCGUGGCAUCGCUUUCUGGCGAUUCUUCAGAUGAUGAGGAUUUAAAUCAAGCUAUAAUUGCGAGCUUGGAGAAUCAGAUUGCAGAAAAAGUCCCUGUUCAAGAGAUACUGCUGGAACUAUCAAGCAAAAUUAGCACAAAACAGCAGUGCAAAUUUAACAUAAAUCGCUCUGCUGUGUGGGAGGGAGCCUUGCGUGUUUUCAGAGGCUAUCUUAUGAUCCCAACUUGAUGAUCUGUGUGAAAUUCUCAGAUGAUAUGGGGAAAAAUGAGGAAGGGGUUGAUUUAGGCGGGCCAAGGAGGGAAUUCUUGAGACUAUUGAUGGACACCAUUGCCAGGUCAGCCAUGUUUGAGGGGAAAGAAAACUGCAAGAACUUGGCUCUUGACAGUACUGCUCUCAGAGGGGACUGGUACUACAUCUCUGGCAGAGCCAUUGCAGUGAGCUUGGUACAUGGUGGUCCACCACCUAACUUUCUGUCACCAACAGUAUUUUCUCUUCUGGUUGGAAAUUCAGCAAAUCCAGCCCUGGAAGACAUAGCUGACCUGGAACUCUUCGAAAAAGUCAAAAAGAUAUCUCAAAGUACAACCCUUCAGGACCUUGAAAAGUCAAAAGAACCUCUGCUUGAUUACUUGGCCAAUGCAGGAUGCCUGAGGCCUAUGCGUUCACUAAGAGACAGGGAUCUGCUGGUACAUGAUAUUGUCAUGUUUCAGGUCAUCCACAGGGUUCAAGGUCCAUUUCAAAGAUUUUGUGAAGGUCUGAAAACUCUUGGGGUUCUCGAGAAAAUGAGGAGGCAUCCAGACAGCUUUCGCCCUCUUUUCUGCUAUGAGCCACAUAUGCUGACUGCUGACCAGGUGGAUGAUCUUUUCAACAUUCAUCUAUCUCCAGAAGGAAGCAACAGAAGAGCUGGUUGUUACCUUCUGGAGAGACUAUCUCCAAGAUGCAGAAGAAGAAGAAGGACCUUCCAAAUUACAGAAGAUAUUGGCCUUUGCAACUGGAGCAACUGCGGUGCCACCUAUUGGCUUUUCCCCAGCACCCUCGAUUGAGUUCAUUCAUAGAGGAGACGAUGACUUCUCUUCUACACCAAUUUUCCCUCUUGCCAACACGUGUGUUAACUGCAUUAGGCUGCCACUGCAUGUUUCAUACCAGCUGUUCAAGGAGAAGUUUGAUUUUGCAUUAGGUAACACUUACGGCUUUGGCAGGGUAUGAACACAUUAUGCUGGAGGAGUUUGCAUGUUUCUCUUUUGUAUUGGUCUCUCUACUGAUUCAAAGUGAGUAAUGAGUAUUAACUUGUUAAGGUUUUAAUAUUUCCAAAUUUACCUGCCUCGGUCAAAUUGAUGUUUUAAGACAUCAAUUUGACAAGAAGUGAUUGUUCUUCAGGAUUCAUGCAGGUAGAUACCAAUUGUUUAACAGCACUUCAGAAAUUUAUUUAGAUUGUUGAGUUUGAAUAUACAAAAUUUGUGUCACUUUACUCAUUUCAUGUGUAUGUGCAUCUGUUUUUGAUUUGGUUGUCUGUUUAUUCUUCUGCCUGUGUCAGUUUCUGUUUGACAACAGAGCUGUCAUUUUAUCAUUUUAAAGAAAAUGGUUUCAAUAUGUUAGUUUCGAUCAGAUGUUUUCUGAAAUGUUUUUUUUAUAUUUUUAUAUUUUUUAUUUUUUGCAAAAUAUUUGAUUUAAUGUAGACGGUGUAAAAGUGAAGAAAACACAUCUAUUCCAUGAUUUCCAUCAUUUUCUAAUGGAUUCACUUGUUGAAUUAUGUUCAUUGCAGUCUCGUUUAUGUUGAUGUCAAUAUCUGGAAUAUUGACAUUAUUGUUUGUUUGAAGUUCUGGUAAUGGCCCUUCUUCAUCAACGCCAUAAUAGUUAUCAACAUGAAAAAUGUCAUUUAUAAACGACAGGAUUCCCACAUUGUUUGUGACACCUGUAUGCCACAGCUGAAGAGGGGUCUGUCCUCCUUGUGUAGAGAGACCAUGGUUGUUCCACUGAUUGACAAAUUCUGUUAAUGCUCUUUCAAUCCUUGGCAAAUAAACAUAAUGCAGACAAAAAAGAUGUAGCUCAUUCAGUGAAUCCAACAAACCCUGUUCUUCCAUAAAGUUAAAGAUAUUUAUAAAGUGUCUUGAUACAACUCUGUUGAGUUCUGCCCACAGUCUUUCAAUUCUUUGGUUAUGUACUGAAACACCUGUAAUAACACUGCCUACUCCUCUUCUCUGUAACAUAAAACGAGCAACCUGUAUAUUUUCCAUACCAUGAUCACACCUGACCCUUAAGGGCAAACCAAAGUUUUGUAUUCCUUCCAAAAAUAAUGACAAGACACUUGAGGCUCUGUUAUUGGAUAAGCAACGUAAGUAUAUGAUAGUUCGGCUGAAGCCAUCAACACAGCCAUGCAGGACCAAGCGCCAUCUAAUCAACUUGUGGUUGCCGUCAAAAUGCCUGUUGAGAGAUCAGAAAGCAUUACUACAGU
Messenger RNA from Oreochromis niloticus (Nile tilapia), 2611 nucleotides. RefSeq names its product G2/M phase-specific E3 ubiquitin-protein ligase-like. Gene Ontology annotation, molecular function: ubiquitin-protein transferase activity. Bases 390 to 1202 code for a protein of 270 amino acids. The record is from RefSeq and is a predicted model, not a curated record. The transcript has 6 exons. NCBI's taxonomy places the organism in Eukaryota, Metazoa, Chordata, Actinopteri, Cichliformes, Cichlidae.